Messenger RNA from Porites evermanni, 3252 nucleotides. The record is from the annotation of a GenBank genome assembly. NCBI's taxonomy places the organism in Eukaryota, Metazoa, Cnidaria, Anthozoa, Scleractinia, Poritidae.
AGAUUGGACGAAGACGGCAAAGUUCUGUCACCAGAAGAAAUUCUGUACAGAGUAAGUGAAUUAAGAUUAUUUGGAUUGAUCUGUUAAGUUGUAUUAUUCUGAAUGUAUCGUAUACCCACCUUUACAAUUCUAAGGGGAGACAAUUAUGUAAAUGAAAUUACUGUUCUUCACUAGGAUGCUUAAAAUGUGUGCAAGUCCACACUGAGUGUAGCUCCAUUUGUGAACAGUUAUGCCCUCCCUACCAUGUCUUAAAAUAAUAAAACCCGCCUGAUCGCAGGUUACUGCUACUCGGGACCAGUUUUCUCUCUUUAAUACAGUCAAACCUUUGCUACCACCUCUCAUGGGCGACCACCAGUCCAAAACACCAAACUUCUCCCAGUCAAAUCACUACAGUUGGAACCUCUCUUGUCCUAACCUCUUGAAAGAGAUCACGUGAUGCAGGGUCUGAUCUCUUCGACGUAACGUUCCCUGAAUCUUAGACGCUACUCAGAGUAUACAGAGAACGUUUAGUUUCAACAUAGAAACUGCACAUAUCGUAAUUUACUGUUUCUUAUAGUAGAUUUGUUCGGACGUCUUCUUGGAAGAUACCCUGUGAGCAUGGUUCAUUCUCUUAAACGACCAGUUCCUGUAUUGUGACCUCUAGAUGAUCGCUUUUAGGGUAUUCGCUGCUGACGGGAAAUUUUACCGUAAAUUAAGGAAUUUAAGUUGCAGAUAAACUGGGGGAUUCAGCCGCUGAUGUCAACCUUACGAAAUAAGGAAGCUUAUUAUGUAUUUAAUUCGUAUUUUAGGCGGUUCAGUCAAUAAACAUGAGUCACGAUGCUGCAAAUUCACAAAUGGAUAUCAAGGUAAACUCAUCACUGAUCUGAAAAUAUAAGAAAAAGAAACAAAAUUUCAAUUACUGCAUCUAUCAAUCUGCGUUCUCAAUUGUGUGACUUACACUGCUUUUUUUUCUUUCAGUUUCGCUCCCUUAUAUGCUACGGCCUAAAGUAAGUGAACUACUAUGUAUUUCUUCGGCUGUUUAUAUAGUUUGCCUUCAAUACCUUAGCUUUUAACCGUUCGACCUAAAGUUGUUCCACAAGUGUUUUGAGACAAGGCAAGAUGGUUGAAUUUCAAUUAUUAUUGUUUCAAUCUUUUUAAUAGCGAACAAUGCCUUCAUCUCUGGCUGGAAACGCUAUGUGCAUGUGAAGAUAUCGUUGGAAAGUGGUACGUAACAUUGAUUCCUUCCCUUCUGUAGCUUUGAUCAUGACUGUUAAAUGAGAUGGAUACUUAUCUGUUGUGUGAGCUCGUUUAACCGCGGUUGGGGGGGAAGGGGUUAUUGAUCCCUUGCGCAAGGGGGUGGGAGUCACAAUUAUAAAUUCCUUGAAAAAAGACUGUGGACAGGCUAAGUGCCGUUGAUAUUCAGUUUUAAACACCGCUACCCUUUUGUGUCUGUUGCAACACCCUCUUAGUAGUGUUGGCUCAUCUUUUGCUAAGUUACGUGGCUGGUGGAUUACUCGUUACUGAUAUUCGCUGACCAUAAUGGCACUAAGAAGUGAAAAAAAAUACGAAGUAUAAAUGACCUUGUCUUGAAACGCUGUUGCGUGACGAACUUACUUGGAUAACCUGACAAAGGGCUAUCUUCUUCUCAUGAAUUCUAGGUACCAUCCAUGGUCGUUUCUGAGAAGUCCAGGAUGGGUACAAAUUAAGUGUGAACUCAGGUAAAAACCUUCACUUAUAAGUGAUGAGUAAUAAAUCUUAAUGAGUCCCUUGUUAGCUAGAACGCAACCCUAAAACCUCAUAUGCGUGCAUCAGAUCAGAAAAAAAAAUCGUUGUCGAUCCACAUGAAUUUAUUAGGAGUUGAAGUAAUCUGUCUUGCAGUACUUCUGUAAUUUGAAUUCCCCCGAAACGUUCACGUGCCCGUCGGGCAAGUCAAGGACAGAAUUCCCUGCCCCGAUUGCAAAAUUCAGUAGCCCCAGGUAAUCGGACACGAUAAGCUGAAAACUCGAGAUAGAUUUGUAAUAAAAUGUGAACUGGUUUUCGUCAUCGAUUUUCAAUGACAUUUCCUUCGUCCUUCAGAACUCUCGCUUCCUUUGCUUUUAAUCUCAACAUCGACUGGGAGCUGACUGGGGAACACAAGACUGUAAGUAUCUUAGAAUACCCGGGAUGAGUGGGGAAAAAUUUUCUUGUAUAAGGGUAAAGACGAGAAGUGGAAGAGUAUUCUGACUGUAUACCCUACUGGUCAAUAGAUGUCCUUCAAACAAGCUCUCAGUGCAAGGGAUUUUAAGAGGUGGGAGAAAUGAAACAUUGUUCUUACUAAUAGUUUCUCUCGUGACUAACCAACUCUCACUACCGCGUAUCUAGUGAAUAACAGUGUCUUUUUAACUAAUUUCAUCUGGUUCGCUGAUAACUUACACUUCUACAAGGGACCCGAUUUGUGUUUUCUGUUCUCUUGCGCUGUGUCUGCAUUACACGCCAGUGCUCGCUAGUUUGGUAUAACCGUCUGGCCUUACAUUCAAGAAACACCGAUUAGUUUUCUGAAAUGUUUAGAAUGCUCACCUUAUAAGGGGUUUGUGUGUAAUAUGAAUGGUGUUGGGAACGCAAAAAUUAAUUUGUUUUGGUUAAAGACAAGGAUUUACAGAUGCCGGCUACCUUGUUAUAACCGUCUAGCCUUACAUUGAAGAAACACAUACCAGUUUAUAUGUUAAAAGUGCUCGUCUUAUAGGGGUUUUGUGUUUAAUGAGUGUUGAAAGGAGCAAUUAACUUUCUUUUUUGCUAAAGAUAGAGGUUUACAGGUGCUUUUAUUUAUGAUAGAGAAUUGUUCAGAGUCAGUGUGGAUAGGCAGAGCAUGCAUGAUAUCUGCGUCAUUCCCACGUGAUAUUGUAAAGAUGUUUGCAUUGAGAUACUGUGCAUAUCUUAUGGCUGUAAGGGUAAUUAGGCUUAAAUAUUAAACUGUGUGUUUCAUAGCAGGUUGUAGAUGGGUACGUCAGUCAAAAGAAGUUCCAGGUUAGAUAUUGGUUUUAUUGUCUACAUUUGGCUUUGUACAGCAGAUAUUUCACUUACUAAGCACUAUAAAGAGGUGUUUUUAAGUGGAAGAUGUAUAAUUUAUGUCGUACUUUUGUGGCGCUUUUCGCGUUUUUUUGCACGUUCGUCCUUGUCAUUCAAGUUUCCCCGUGCUAGAUUACGGAAAAGACCACGCAUGAUGAUUCGAGUAAUACUCUUGAAGUAGCCAAGACCAAUGCUCAUCUUUGGAGAAAAAUGGAGUCCAAAAACUGA